This is a messenger RNA of Phragmites australis (common reed), 2177 nucleotides long. RefSeq names its product B-type cell cycle switch protein ccs52A-like. The transcript is spliced from 10 exons. Gene Ontology annotation, cellular component: anaphase-promoting complex. Gene Ontology annotation, biological process: positive regulation of ubiquitin protein ligase activity; positive regulation of anaphase-promoting complex-dependent catabolic process; anaphase-promoting complex-dependent catabolic process. The record is from RefSeq and is a predicted model, not a curated record. Gene Ontology annotation, molecular function: protein binding; ubiquitin ligase activator activity; anaphase-promoting complex binding. Bases 144 to 1706 code for a protein of 520 amino acids. NCBI's taxonomy places the organism in Eukaryota, Viridiplantae, Streptophyta, Magnoliopsida, Poales, Poaceae.
UAAAUAAAGCAAGGAAAAAUUAACUCCCCGAGAGGAGAGAGAAAAAGCGCGGGGGCGCGAGUCGCAUCACAACUUGCAAGGGCAAGCGCAAGCGCCGCACCCACCCCGUCUCCUCCUCCCGAUCCCAUCCCUCUUCGCCGCCCAUGGAUCACCGCCACCACCACCACCAGCAGCCGCCGUCGCCGAUGGAGAACUCCGCGGCGGGGUCCUCCAAGCCGCCCACCCCGGCCUCCACGCCCAACUCGCUCCUCGCCUCCGCGCGCCCCUCCCGCCCCUCUGCCACGCCGCCGCAUCCCUCCACGCCCGCCUCCGCGCCCACGCCGGCCUCCCGCACUGUCUACAGCGACCGGUUCAUCCCCAGCCGUACCGGAUCCAACCUCGCGCUCUUCGACCUCGCCCCUUCGCCCUCCCCCCACGACGCCGCCGCCACCGCCAGCGGCACGACCGCCUCCUCCGGAUCUGCGCCUACCACGUCACCGUACUGCGCUCUCCUCCGCGCCGCGCUGUUCGGGCCCGACACGCCGGACCGGGUGGCGUCGUCGGCCACCGCGUGCUCGUCCUCGUCGGCGGGUGCGUCGCCUGUGGGCACCCCGGCAACCGGGAACAUAUUCAGAUUCAAGGCGGAGGUGCCCCGGAAUGCGAAGAGGGCGCUUUUUUCCGGCGGGGACGAGGAGGAGACGCUGUUCCUCGGGGUGUUCACGACGAGGGGCGCCGGGCCUAGGAAGAUCCCAAGGUCGCCUUACAAGGUGUUGGAUGCCCCCGCAUUGCAGGACGACUUCUACCUUAAUCUUGUGGAUUGGUCGUCACACAAUGUCCUCGCUGUAGGAUUGGGCAAUUGUGUAUACUUGUGGAAUGCAUGCAGCAGCAAGGUCACCAAGCUAUGCGAUUUGGGAGCGGACGACAAUGUUUGUUCCGUGGGCUGGGCACAGCGCGGCACUCACCUAGCUUUAGGGACAAAUCAAGGCAAAGUUCAGAUUUGGGACGCAACUCGUUGUAAAAGAAUAAGAACAAUGGAAAGCCAUCGCAUGCGUGUAGGUGCUCUUGCAUGGAGUUCUUCGUUGCUUUCUUCUGGAAGUCGCGACAAGAGCAUCCUUCACCAUGAUAUCCGUGUUCAAGAAGAUUAUGUCAGCAAACUUACUGGGCAUAAAUCUGAGGUAUGUGGGCUUAAAUGGUCUUAUGACAACCGUCAGCUUGCAUCUGGUGGGAAUGACAACAGACUUUUUGUUUGGAAUCCACAUUCGACACAACCAGUAUUGAAGUAUACGGAGCACACAGCAGCUGUCAAAGCUAUUGCCUGGUCACCUCAUCUUCAUGGGCUUCUGGCAUCUGGUGGAGGAACCGCUGAUAGAUGCAUACGAUUUUGGAAUACAACCACCAAUACACACUUAAGUUGCAUGGACACUGGAAGUCAGGUCUGUAAUCUUGUGUGGUCAAAAAACGUAAAUGAGCUUGUUAGCACCCAUGGAUACUCUCAGAAUCAGAUAAUUGUUUGGCGAUAUCCAACAAUGUCGAAGCUUGCCACAUUGACAGGCCAUACAUACAGAGUAUUGUAUUUAGCUAUCUCUCCUGAUGGUCAGACUAUAGUUACUGGGGCUGGUGAUGAAACACUGCGGUUUUGGAAUGUGUUCCCCUCUCCGAAAUCUCAGAGUUCUGACAGCUUAAGUUGCAUUGGAGCAACAUCAUUUGUUAGGAGUUACAUCCGGUGACGCACUGAAAUGGUUCACUGAGCACAAUAGGUUUAUUGCAGCACAGUGUUGAUGAUCAUUAACAUCAUUCCACUUGUAACACCCAUGCCACCAGGUCAUCAAACAUCGAAGCUAGCCAGAUUCUAGAGAUAGCAGGAUGCACAAACUGAUGAAGCGGCUUGCUGAGUCCAGGCAUGGCUCUUCUGCUGAAAGAGUGUACAUAUUUAUCAAAUUGCGUUGUAGGACUGAACACCACAGAACAUUUGACUAUCAGCAGUGUUGCAUUGAUAAGGAUACGCCAUCAUCUUUUUGUUUCUUUUGCGAGUCAACCUCGAGCUGGAGCUCUUUCUGUAAUGUGCUAGCAGUUAACCUAUUAAAAACGUUUACUAACUUAUGACGCCCGCCUCAUCCGUGUUCUUUGGUGGGCUGUGAGAAUAUUUCUUGUUCAAAUUUCAUUCCUUGCUUCUCAAAGGAGGGUUGAUUCGUCCUGAA